This is a messenger RNA of Coregonus sp. 'balchen', 38173 nucleotides long. Lineage: Eukaryota; Metazoa; Chordata; Actinopteri; Salmoniformes; Salmonidae. The record is from the annotation of a GenBank genome assembly.
AUGAGUUCUGCGGAGGAGAGAGAGGACCAUGACAUGUACUGUGAGAAGGCAGUGGCCCUCAUCAUUGACCUCUGUCUGGAUGACAGCCCACUGUUGCAGCCCAAUACCUGCCAGGACUUCAUCACACUGCUGGCCACCAACCAGAGCCCAAACUCUGCAGGGUCAGGUAUGCUCAACAGCCCAACAAACAGCCUCCCUCCCUCCGGCCACGACUGUUUGUGUUGUGUUGUGAGUGACUGUGUUAAACAUGGUAACUGCUAUGUUUGUGUGUUGUGACUCACAUGAUGUGUUGAACACACUAACUGCUAUGUUUUGGUUAGUGGUCCAGUGCAGGUAAUUUAUAAUUCCUGUCAGACAGGAUAUUCACCUGGGGGAUACUCAGAGGUUGGCUUAGUUGGCUAAUUGAGCUAAGGUACUUUGUUAGACUUAAUUACUUAUCUGCAAUAUGGCAGGAAAGAAAAGUUGAAUCUGUCAGUUGCUAGGGUGAUUUAUUUAAAGAAAAUGCACAGUUGUUGAAAUCGAAAAGAUAUGUUCCUUGAAAUCGAAAAAGAUAUGUUCCUUGAAAGAUAGUCUAUGAUCCUGGAAUGAAUAGAGAAAAAAAUAUAUAUUAGGUUGGUGGCAGAAUUUAUGUGGAUUGACAGAUAAUGUAUUCCCCCAGGGAAAUAGAUGAGAUUAAAUUGAAUUUUAGCUGAUGAGUUUACUAUGGGCUCAAUCUCAAUAGCACUCCCUUGUCAUACUGUUAAAAUUCCUUGAUGGCAGAUUAACUUUUGAUGACAGCAACCCCUGUAACCCAUUCCUCUAGUCUGAAAGGAAAAGUGGGCAUCUCAGAAUCAGAUAUGAUAGAAUAGCCGGAGAAAUCUCUCUGCUGGUUUGCAAUGCUGAAGUCUCUUCUGAUUUACAAGUUAAGACGGAGCCAUGUUGAUGAGAGCAUGCCAUACAGCAAGACUCAGAAUCUGAUUGUCACAGCGAGUUUAGUCACUGGCGAAAUCAGACAAACCACUCAGUGCCAACGGCGUCCAGCACCAAACCAUAGGGUCACCGAAUGCCACUACAUGUUACUAGUAAACAAGCAGGAAUCACUCUUGUCAGACAAAGAUUCCAAACCAAAUCUGUUUUUCUCUAUCAAAUUUUCCUUCCACUUGUGUGUGUGUGUGUGUGUGUGUGUGUUUCUCAGACAUGCGGGGGAGGUCAUCUGGAAAUCCUCUCUGUGCCAUAAUUGUAUCCUGUAUCCUUGUAUCAUAAAAGAGGAUGUUUCCCUGAACUAAGCUUAGGGGCACUUUCUCCCUACGACACUAUUUAACUCUAGGAAGCCUUUUAUGACGUGCCAGCAAAAGGGAAACUGACUGACUAGCAUUAUCCCAUUAGUCAUCACGGGGGUUGCCUUGCCUUGCUUUUCCCUUUACACAAUAUUACACACUAUUACUUCACAUUGGUGUCCAGUUCCAGUUCCAAAUUAUGCCACAAACACACAUACAUUCUCACUCUCUUUACUCUCUCUGUCAGCUGUGGGCUCCACAGCACUGCUCUGUCUUAACCAUGGGGUUUAUGGGCAGGUAACUGAAGUGGCAUUGGCUCAUGCUGAUAGUUCUCCAAUUAAAGAGCUGUGCUGUGUCUGUGAGAGUGAGCGCCCACAGCUCGGCCAGGAAGAGACCAGGGUGCACCAGUCCACAGGUACUAAUACCACAUGAAUAGAAGACUGCUGCUGCGUCCCCAAAUGCCCCCGCAGAGCGCUGUACACCGGCUGCCAAAAACCAAAGGUCACAGAUUUGGAGUGGCAGUUGGGGAUGUCAGAGUUGGAUGUGGAUGAGUAAACUGGCAGCUUGGGUUUGUUCUGCUUUUCCCAAGCACACGCACACACACACAUGCACACUCUGUUAGCAUCUGCGAGGAGAGUGUACUUGGUAGUAGUAGGUUACCAAAAACUAUUCAGCAAUUUUAUUUGACCAUGUGUUUUGUUGUAGCUAGUAUUAGUAUAGGUAAGUGUAGUACAAGUAGUGCUAUGAAGCAGACUAGCUCUGUUCAAUGUCACAUCUAAAAGAAAGAUGGCUGUUGUCCAUUUAUUUAUUUUUUAACUAGGCAAGUCAGUUAAGAACAAAUUCUUAUUUACAAUGAAGGCCUACCCCAGACCAAUUGUGCGCCGUCCUAUGGGACUCCCAAUCACAGCUGGAUUGGGAUACAGCCUGGAAUCAAACCAGGGUCUGUAGUGACACAUCUAGCACUGCGAUGCAGUGCCUUAGACCACUGCGCCACUCGGGAGCACAUGCUUGUUCAUUUUCUAUUGCUGCUGUGCGCCACAUGCAUGUUGCAUUAGCAGAAGCAGUGAGGUUUACAUAAAUUCUAUCAUGGAGUUGUCUGUCUCCUCUCACCCAAAGGUCACCAUGAUAACCCAGGCUGUUCUUAACAGAGCGCUCUCUCUCUCUCUCGCUCUCUCGCUCUCUCUCUUUCUCUCGCUCUCUGUUUCUGUCUAUGUCUCUCUCUGUCCUUGUUUUAAAAGUGUUCGAUAUAGUGCCAGUUUGGAUGAAUAGAUUUUAUACAUCUUGGUGCAGAUCAAAUCCAAUUCCCACUAAAGCACGUCUUCUCAAUAAUUCAGAUUGUUCAAUAAUUUAAUAAUUCAUUAAUGGUAAUAUGCUUUCCGGUAUCUUAUGGGGAUCUGUAUUUUGUUCUAUUGCAUUAGCUGUUAUUGCAGUGAAAUUAGGUCAUGGUGUUAUCCAGCGUUAGGAGCAUUAGAUCAAUCACUUCCUGUCUCUGAGGAGGGAUAACCAAGAGUGGAGACCGAGGGCAAUGGAGGAGGAGAAAAGAGGCCUGGGUUUAUAUGAAAACUGUUAUGGAUGACGAGAAGAAACUUUAUACAAAUCCUACAAAGUAAACAGCAGUCCUCUUAUCAGAACACCUCUGCAGCGCCACCGACACCUAUUUUCUUUAGUUUUCCCAUUUUGGUUGUAAAAUGCAUCUGGAAACAGCAGUUAUGUUUGACAUCUAGAGGAGUAGCUGCAGAGCUGUGCAGUGUGCUCCCCACCACCACCACCACCGCUGCUGCUGCAAUAUGUGACCAUGAAUAAAUAAAGCAGCUGGGCUGAGAGUAUGAUAGCAGAGAAAAUAGCAUUAAUACAGUAUGUACAGGUCGUGGGAGAGUGUUGUGGAGUAGUCUAGUCUCCGUAACCCAUGGGGGAUUAUUACAGCGAAGUUAGGCAGCAUGCCUAUUGAGCCACGUAAAUAAUUCAGCUGACUGAGGCUCUUCUUGCCAGCCAUGUCAAUAGCAUGGAUUGUAUGGCUCACACCUGGUUGGGCUCCCUAAGCCGAUGGUUAGCUACUUUUGUAUUCCAGGUAUGGAUUUUAGAGGGACUUUGGUUGAGGUGACAUAAAAGCCUACGUGGAUGCCCACGCACAGUAUGUGAUUUUUAAAAAGCCUGUAGACUAAAGGAUUGUGUGGAGUGCCAGUAUAAUGCUUUACUGUUGAUGCUGAAUUAUAGCUGAGCACUGGGAGAAAUGUGCUGGCAGCCAGGUGGUUUGUUGUUUUGCUACCCAAAAUGCUAGGCUUUGAUAUCAUAUCUUGUGUUGUGAAUGUGAUGAUGAAGGCAAAUGCUGAAUGCUUACAGGGGAAGGGAUGGGGAUGUGUAAUGACUUUAUUGAGGAAAAGUGUACUUACUAUGCCUGUGAUAUGUGGUUGUCCCACCUAGCUAUCUUAAGAUGAAUGCACUAAAUGUAAGUCCCUCUGGAUAAGAGCAUCUGCUAAAUGACUAAAAUGUCAAAUGUAAUGCUUAGAGGAAGGGAUGUGGAUGUGUAAUGCUAACGGGAAGGGAUGUGGAUGUGUAAUGCUGAGAGGAAGGGAUGUGGAUGUGUAAUGCUAACAGGGGAAGGGAUGUGGAUGUGUAAUGCUGAGAGGAAGGGAUGUGGAUGUGUAAUGCUAACAGGGGAAGGGAUGUGGAUGUGUAAUGCUGAGAGGAAGGGAUGUGGAUGUGUAAUGCUAACAGGGGAAGGGAUGUGGAUGUGUAAUGCUAACAGGGGAAGGGAUGUGGAUGUGUAAUGCUGAGAGGAAGGGAUGUGGAUGUGUAAUGCUGAGAGGAAGGGAUGUGGAUGUGUAAUGCUAACAGGGGAAGGGAUGUGGAUGUGUAAUGCUGAGAGGAAGGGAUGGGGAUGUGUAAUGCUAACAGGGGAAGGGAUGUGGAUGUGUAAUGCUGAGAGGAAGGGAUGGGGAUGUGUAAUUCUUACUUUAGCAUCAAGAUGAUGACUGUCAUAUGAGUAUAUCAGAUAUCAGAUAGGCCUAUGCUCAGAUACCCACACUGGCCAGGGAGUUCUGUGUAUUGUGAGAGCAUUACGUCUCACAGACAGAUCUGUAAUGAGAAUGAGACAACAGCAUCUUAGCCCCUGAUGACCGUAUAUUUUUUUUUACCUUGCUCCAAAUUUCCAGGAAAAUAUUUCUAUUUUAUAAAAAAAAUAAAAAAUGUAAACACCACUUAAGACCUGAGGUUAUCUUGGGGAAGAAAGCAAAAGGACAAUUGAAGAAAAUCCUGAGACCAGCCGUUCAGUCUAAGAGGUAAAUUGAAUAAUAAGCCUUUCUGGUGGAAGGCGAGGGAGGGAUGGAGCGAGAGAGGGAGGAAAAAAUAGGGAGGGGACAGAAGAUGAGAGGAAGGGGUGUGUGGGGCAGGGUGGAGGAGGUACAACCAAAUUGACUGAUUCCAGAAAUAAAAUGUUCGGCCUAGGGCUGCCUGGCAAAUGCAUCUCUGACAUUUCAUCCUUGAUUGUGUUAAAUUUCUCUUCUGCUAAGCUGCAGCAGAUGGAGGUUAACAAGGCUCAUAGACAUUGACAAGCCUGUGGAGGAGAUGGGGAUUCUGACACUUUUAUUGCCUCUCAAAAGCCUGCCAGCUCAAUAAGAGAGAGAAAAUAUUUCCCAUAGUGUUUUCAUCAACUGCAAUGCUCGACAAUGGAGAUACCCUUCCACACAGUACUUACUGGAUUUCGACUGGACAUAUUCCUAUCAACUGUCUUAUUUCCUAUCUAUGACCAUGUGCUACUGGCCAAUAAGGGCCGUAUUGCUUUGAGGGUGGGGAUGACUUGAUAACCAAAGCAUACAUUCUAAUGAAGCCUGGAUAUUCUACUAGAAGCUGACACAUGUAUACUACAUCAUGGUCAUAUUCAUUAAUGCACACUGUAGCAAAAGAUAACAACAACGGAAAACGAAAACAAAACAAGAGUUUCUUAUUAUUGGACAACUUCAGAUAGUUCUCCCUCUUUCAGUUUUAUUCUGUUUUGUACCUAAUGAAUACGACCCCGAGGCCUCUACUAGACACAUUUCCCAGAGCCAGCUCAGCAGCGACCAUGGCCGUGAAUCACAGAUACAUUAACACGAUCAAUAGGAGCCUUGAACCUCGGGUCAACACAAUCUCACACUCAAUACGUUUCCAUUACGUAUAUUAUUGAGUAUAAAUGUGACAUGAGGUAACUUCCCAUAGUCUCUCCCAAGAUGACCCUCAAUGAUGUGUGUAUUCUGAUCCCGAAGGGAGGCAUGUGUGGCUGUGGUUAUAUUACUGGAGAGGAAACGGAAGGGGAUGGGUGAUAGUCCAACCCACUGACUAAUAGAAUAAAAUUAAAGACAGUAGAAAUAAAGAAUAGUGGAAACUGAGGAGUCAUGGUUGGAGAAAUGAAAAUAAUCUUCUAUGGAGCGAUUUUAGUGCCAACAAACAUUGUAUUUGAAUUCCAUAAUUUUGAAUUUGUAUUAGGAUAUCGAAUUUGAAUGUCGUAUUUGUAAUGCACAAGUUUUAUCACUGAAUUCAUUAAUUGAACUUGUAUUUCAUGAUUUCAAACUGAAUUGAAUGAAUAUUGCGUUCAUUUUAAAAUGCGAUUUCAAUUUAAUUGAAUAUUUAAAUUGAAUAUUUAUAUGUUCAGUUUGAAUAUGGUAGACAUUGCAUUAUCUGUGUAUCAAGUUUAUCAUUUCAAGUUGAUCAAAGUUUCAUAUAUUCAACUUCUCAGAUGCAUUCAGAUUCAAAACCAGAGACAACAUCCUGAUACUGCCAGCAAGGCAGAGCCGCCGGAAGAAGUGUGGGGAGACAGCAUUUGCCCUAGUACUUUUGCCACACCACUUUCAAAGCAGCAGCACCAAACGCGUUAACCAGACAUAUUCAUUAGUUCACGUCAUAGAAAAAUGUAAAAAAAUAAAAAUAAAAAAACGUUUUGCAACGGAAAAGAAAGCAGGCGUUUCUUAUUGGAUAAGUUGACAUACCUCCCCCAAUAUCAGCCCGUUUGCCUCUGUUUUGUCUAGUGAAUACAACCCUGUACCUGGGAUUUCAUGCAGUAACCCCCAUACUCAGUAUGACAGGUGGAUUCAUUUGUCAGUCACAGUGGUAUCCUAGCUACAGCCUACAGAGCCUCAUCAACCCUGCCUUUCAACAACGUUUUGGGCUGCAGAAGCACCUCGUUGUUCGACUUUGCACUUAGGUUUUGUUCGCUCACGCUCCUCUCCAGCCUGCCUGGUUGCCUGCCUCAUGAGAGAGCGAACAUAAAUGUAAUGGAAAACAAGGUAUGUCAAUUAAAGCAGUUACUAAAAGCACAUUAGUCGUCCUCUAAAACUAGCUAGAAUUAUCCAAUCUAUAGCUAGCUAACAAAACUACUAAUAUUAGCUUUAGUAGCCUAGCUAGAUAGCUAACAUAAGCUAGCUAGGUUGAUGCAGUCAUGCGGCCGGCAGCUAACUUUAAUAAUUUAGACUCACAGAAUAAAUGUGUUUGGCACAGGAUAAAGAACAUUAAACAAUCUGCUGCUGCUACCCAAGGGUACCAAGGGAUACUGAAGUUCCUGAAAAGGUUAGUCAGCCAGUUUGUUAGUCCAGUAAUGUUGGCAUAUUAUUUGAUUUCAACUGCUGUCUUAAGUUUUUAAAAAAAACUACAAAUUCCGUCACAGAGCAGUCUACACAGACUAUAUGAACACAUUUGUCCAGCCAUAAGAGAUGGAUGGGUAAUGCAGAACAAGAUAAUUGAUGGAUUCUAGCGGCACCAUAACUUUCACAAUUACAGAGAUAGGCAGCCAUUAUGGCGUCAGUCUUUUUUAACUAGCUAAUGCAUAGUGACACCUUCUGAUAUACAGUGCCUUCAGGAAGUAUUCAUACCCCUUGACUUAUUCAACAUUUUGCUGUGUUACAGCUGGAAUUCAAAAUUGAUUAAAUCAAUAUUUUUUCUCACCUACACACAAUAACCCAUAAUGACACAGUGAAAACAUGUUGAAAAUAUUUUUCGCAGAUUUUGUGAAAAUUAAAUACAGAAAUAUCUAAUUUACAUAAGUAUCCACACCCCUGAAUCAAUACUUUGUAGAAGCACCUUUGGCAGCGAUUACAGCUGUGAGUCUUUCUAGGUAAGUCUGUAAGAGCAUUCCACAUCUGGAUUGUGCAAUAUUUGGCCAUUAUUCUGUUCAGAAUUCUUCAAGUUCUGUCAAAUUGGUUGUUGAUUAUUGCUAGACAACCAUUUUCAGGUCUUGCCAUAGAUUUUCAAGUAGAUUUAAGUAAAAACUGGAACAUUCACUGUCUUCUUGGUAAGUAACUCCAGUGUAGAUUUGGCCUUGAGUUUUAGGUUAUUGUCCUGCUGAAAGUUGAAUUAAUCUCCCAGUGUCUGGUGGAAAGCAGACUGAACCAGGUUUUCCUCUAAGAUUUUGUCUGUGCUUAGCUCCAUUCUGUUCCUUUUUUAUCUUGGAAAAACUCCCCAGUCCUUAACGAUUACAAGCAUACCCAUAACAUGAUGCAGCCACCACUAUGCUUGAAAAUAUGGAGAGUGGCCCCAAACAUAGCACUUUGUAUUCAGGACAAAAAGUUAAUUGCUUUGCCAAAAUCUUUGCAGUAUUACUUUUAUGCCUUGUUGCAAACAGGAUGCAUGUUUUGGAAUAUUUGUAUUCUGUAUAGGUUUCCUUCUUUUCACACUAGAAUGUUGUUGAUCCGUCCACAGUUUUCUCCUAUCACAGCCAAUAAACUAUAACUGUUUUAAAGUCACCAUUGUCCUCAUAGUGAAAUCCCUGAGCGGUCUCCUCUCCGGCAACUGAGUUAGGAAGGACGCCUGUAUCUUUGCAGUGACUGGGUCUAUUGAUACAUCAUCCAAAGUGUAAUUAAUAAUUUCACCAUUCUGAAAAUAAUAUUCAGUGUCUGUUCUUUGUGGUUGAAUCUGUGUUUGAAAUUCACUGCUCAACUGAGGAACUUUACAGAUAAUUGUAUGUGUGGGGUACAGAGAUGAGGUAGUCAUUCAAAAAUCAUGUUAAACACUAUUAUUGCAUUAGUCCAUACAACUUAUUAUGUGACUUUGUAAGCUCAUUUUUACUCCCAAACCUAUUUAUGCUUGCCGUAACAAAGGGGUUCAAUAUUUACUGACUCAAGAUAUUUCAGAUUUUCAUUUUUAGUGAAUUUGUAAAAACUUCUAUAAACGUAAUUCCACUUUGACAUUAUGGGGUAUUGUGUGUAGGCCAUUGACACAACAUCUCAAUUUAAUCAAUUUUAAAUUCAGGCUGUAACAAAACAUAAUAUGUAAAAAGUCAAGGGGUGUGAAUACUUUCUGAAGGCACUGGUAAUGUAGGUUUGGUUAGAAUAGAGUGCAAUAGAAUGACUGACAUUCAAGAAAAUCUACUUCAUGAAAAGGGGGAUAUUAUUUUCAAUGAACAAGUUGAAAGUACUUUAUUUAAUUAUUGAAUAUAUGGAUUUUACAGGCAAUCUGUUCCUACAGUGAGCGCCAGGGAACCUACCUCUGGUGGGCCAGGACAACACAAGGUUAGUGGUUUUAAAGCUGAAUGCAAUAUUCAUUCAAUUCAGUUUCAGAUCAUGAAAUACAAGGUCAAUUUAUGAAUUCAAUGAUUCAAUUUGUGCAUUACAAAUUCCAAAAUAUGAAAUUCAGAUUCAAUGUCCUAAUACAAAUUCAAAAUUAUGGUAUUCAAAUACAAUUUCUGUUGGCACUGAAAUCGCUCCAUAAUCUUCCCCUGUGGUAGUUGAUGCCCUCCAAAUACUGUACUGUAUCUCUGCACCACCUUCCAUCUCUGCAGGAAAGAUUUGGUUUAUAACACAGACAGCCCUGCUCAGCAACAAAGAUCACAGCAACGAUGUGGGAUCUCUGGGUGCCAAUUCAAAGACACUUCAUCCUCUCAUCCGAUCGAUCAGUAUUCUGUGGACAUGCUUUGUCUGUAAUCUGUGUGCUGAGCCUGAGUGAGCCAUCUCCUUUCCAUCCCACUCCCUCUUUUUGUUAUAUUAACUUUCUUAUAGUCCACUUAGCUGCAUGGGAGAAUGGAUGGGGGUUUAACCUUUAUUGCAGUGGCUGAACCCCUUAAGCAGUGAGGCUGUGGGAAACCAGGACUUUCUUAAUGAGGUGUGUUGUGUCACUGUAGGUCUGGCUACCAAGGCACUGGAGAUCCAUAAUUACAUUCAAUCAUGGCAGUCAUUGGCGCUGCUCAACUCUGUUUAAUGAAUCCAGCCCUUUAUUUCCACUUGCUAUUUAGGUUCCACCUAUAACUAGACUUUGGUUACUGGCAGUAAAUUCACUAGAUAUCUCGCUGAGCCUAAGGUGGUGUAGUGACUUGUGCCUGGCCUAACAAUGAGCUACAAGACACAUUAAACAGAGGCCAUCCAAAGGAUCCUUAUUCUGCUUAUUCCAGCCAUUAUCAUUAAACACCAAGCACUGAGGUUAUUGCAAUCAGAAGUUGCCUUUUCUUAAAGUAGAUUUCUGUUAACCCCUGUACAGCCUACUAAGGCCGAAGGCCAAUUGACACAGAUUGCCAAUUAAGAAUCCCAUAGUACUAUUUUCUUCCACAUUCUUCUAUCAGCCAUCAGGAUUGCAUAGGAAAGCCUGGGACAUGUAAAUGAGUACAUGCAUAAUUACACAUUGAUUUGCAUCAAAAUAAGCCUUCUCGUCCAAGAUCCCCUCCGGGAGGUACAUCAGCUUGAAACUACGGCUCAGCACGAGCCACGACCUUCAUCUGCCAAAUAGCUAGAUACUAGGCUUCUUCUCUCUGUGAGACUGGCUUUAGGUGCAAUGCAUCACUCUUUCACGCAGAUAUUAGUCACAUCACAGCAGCUAUCAUGUCUCACCUCCAGAUCUAUGUGAGAUUAAGGCUCAGGCUCGACAUGUGAGAAACUAACAGCCGCAGCUGGGAAGAACAUAGUGAAGCAUAAGGUGAAUACCUUUUUUAGGGUAUAGGCCACACAGAAUAAGACAGUGUUUCAUUACACUAAUACACCUUUACAGUGAAAUUGGCCAAAUACAUUAAAGUAACUGUCAAGUGUUUCCAGAUUUCUAUGAAAUAUGACCUAUAAUUAAUGACAAUAUGAGUUAAAUAUUUUUCCUUCCAAAAAUUGUAAUUAAGUAGGUUAAAAAGUAGCUUUUCUAGAUGCCGGGAUUUACCAAUUUCUCUUAUUGGGCGGGUCAAUUGUGUAAAGAUGAACAUAUUACCAAAGUCCUGUACCUUUUUCAAAGUUUGCCCUUUCCUAUUCUCAAAGUUUUUUUUUCAAACAACUGAACAGGAAGGUCUCCUCAUUUCUGUGGAAAUGGAAACCUUUAUGCGGACCAUAUUCAGAAGGUGGGCUUACUCUACCUGACUUCCAGGUGUAUUACUGGGCCUCUCAGUUAAAGAGAGUGUGUGUAUGGCAAGAUACAACCCUCAUGGCAAAAUUCACCCUCUUGGAGACAGAGGAAUAGUGUCUUUCCCCUGUUUCAUUGGCAUCUACACCUUAUAUUAGCCCACCUAAAGCUUUGAUGGGUCUCACAAACAAUCCUUUAAUUAAAAACACUCUAAAUAUAUUGACUGAAGUUCUUAAACAAACAGGAGGGAAUAGAUCCACAUAUGAACAAACACCUUUUUAUAACAACCCCAUCUUACCCAAAGCCCUGAGAGAUUGUAUUAUAUUUUUAUGGUUCAGAAAAGGAAUUAAAACUUUUGGUCAUUUGUAUAGAGAUGGUUAACUAUCCUUCCAACAACCUACAUCUCACUUUCAGUUACCAAAACACAUUUCUUCAAGUACCUACAGGUUAGGCAUUAUAUUGCCACUCAACAGGGAGGUAAGAUUCAGCCCAUGAGUAAAUCUACAACUGAUAAACUGUGGCUGGAGAGGAAGAGGGUAAAAAAGGUAGUCCUUUGAAGCUCAGUUGGUAGAGCAUGGUGCUUGUAACGCCAGGGUAGUGGGUUCGAUUCCUGUGACCACCCAUACGUCAAAUAUACUCACACAUGAGUGUAAGUUGCUUUGGCUAAAAGUGUCUGCUAAAUGGCAUAUACACUGCUCAAAAAAAUUAAGGGAACACUUAAACAACACAAGGUAACUCCAAGUCAAUCACACUUCUGUGAAAUCAAACUGUCCACUUAGGAAGAAACACUGAUUGACAAUACAUUGCACAUGCUGUUGUGCAAAUGGAAUAGACAACAGGUGGAAAUUAUAGGCAAUUAGCAAGACACCCCCAAUAAAGAAGUGGUUCUGCAGGUGGUGACCACAGACCACUUCUCAGUUCCUAUGCUUCCUGGCUGAUGUUUUGGUCACUUUUGAAUGCUGGAGGUGCUUUCACUCUAGUGGUAGCAUGAGACAGAGUCUAUAACCCACACAAGUGGCUCAGGUAGUGCAGCUCAUCCAGGAUGGCACAUCAAUGCGAGCUGUGGCAAGAAGGUUUGCUGUGUCUGUCAGCGUAGUGUCCAGAGCAUGGAGGCGCUACCAGGAGACAGGCCAGUACAUCAGGAGACGUGGAGGAGGCCGUAGGAGGGCAACAAGCCAGCAGCAGGACCGCUACCUCCGCCUUUGUGCAAGGAGGAGCAGGAGGAGCACUGCCAGAGCCCUGCAAAAUGACCUCGAGCAGGCCACAAAUGUGCAUGUGUCUGCUCAAACGGUCAGAAACAGACUCCAUGAGGGUGGUAUGAGGGCCCGACGUCCACAGGUGGGGGUUGUGCUUACAGCCCAACACCGUGCAGGACGUUUGGCAUUUGCCAGAGAACACCAAGAUUGGCAAAUUCGCCACUGGCGCCCUGUGCUCUUCACAGAUGAAAGCAGGUUCACACUGAGCACAUGUGACAGACGUGACAGAGUCUGGAGACGCCGUGGAGAACGUUCUGCUGCCUGCAACAUCCUCCAGCAUGACCGGUUUGGCGGUGGGUCUGUCAUGGUGUGGGGUGGCAUUUCUUUGGGGGGCCUCCAUGUGCUCGCCAGAGGUAGCCUGACUGCCAUUAGGUACCGAGAUGAGAUCCUCAGACCCCUUGUGAGACCAUAUGCUGGUGCGGUUGGCCCUGGGUUCCUCCUAAUGCAAGACAAUGCUAGACCUCAUGUGGCUGGAGUGUGUCAGCAGUUCCUGCAAGAGGGAGGCAUUGAUGCUAUGGACUGGCCCGCCCGUUCCCCAGACCUGAAUCCAAUUGAGCACAUCUGGGACAUCAUGUCUCGCUCCAUCCACCAACGCCACGUUGCACCACAGACUGUCCAGGAGUUGGCGGAUGCUUUUGUCCAGGUCUGGGAGGAGAUCCCUCAGGAGACCAUCCGCCACCUCAUCAGGAGCAUGCCCAGGCGUUGUAGGGAGGUCAUACAGGCACGUGGAGGCCACACACACUACUGAGCCUCAUUUUGACUUGUUUUAAGGACAUUACAUCAAAGUUGGAACAGCCUGUAGUGUGGUUUUCCACUUUAAUUUUGAGGGUGACUCCAAAUCCAGACCUCCAUGGGUUGAUAAAUUUGAUUUCCAUUGAUAAUUUUUGUGUGAUUUUGUUGUCAGCACAUUCAACUAUGUAAAGAAAAAAGUAUUUAAUAAGAUUAUUUCAUUCAUUCAUAUCUAGGAUGUGUUGUUUAAGUGUUCCCUUUAUUUUUUUGAGCAGUGUAUUAUAGAAGGUUUCAUUUUGUACAUGUACUCUGGUCUUCAAGCUCUGAUGGGGAAUGACGAAGCUCUGAAGGCUUGCAUAAAGUGACAUGAUGUCCUUGAUCUCAUUUUUGAGGCUGAGAAAUGGGGAAAGCUCUUUUUAGAUAAUCAGCAAGGCACAAGUUGAUGCAAUUCAAUCUUUUACAGAGGGUCUACUUUACACCAGAGAGAGAAAUUCUAAAUAUUCCACAUUUUACCCAAGGAGUAAAACAGGUAUGGGCACCCUUAUGCAUAUGUUUUUGUCCUGCCCCGAACUAGGCAAUUAUUGAGAAGACAUUAUUCAGAUCUUAUCACAGGUCACUAAUAUGACUGUACCACUAGAUCCUUCCCUUAUUCUUCUUAGAGAUGACUCCAUUCUAACAGUUAAUAUUGGUAACAAAACAAGAUCUAUUAAAUUGGCAAUCAUUGCAGCCAAUAAAUGCACAGCUUUUAUAUGGAAGAGUGACACUCCACCAAGCAAGCAGAUGUGGCUAAAGGAACUAACUUUCUAUAUUCUGAAAAAAUAACGUACAAUGUAUGUAAUAAACCCUUUGCAUUUAUUGACAUCUGGGGGGACUUAAAGGAGUUUUCAGAGUCUUCAGCCCCACCUGAGCUGCCUCAUUAUUAUUAUUAUUAUUAUGAAUUAUUGUAUUUUUUGUAUUUUAUUUUUGUUUUUUGGGUUGACAAAUGUAUUUACUAGCAUUGGAUGUCAAGGACAUUCUGUUUUCUUUUUUUUUGUUUGGUAAUCAUUGAAACUAAUACCGAGUGAGGGGACGGAGAGGGGUGUUCAUGGGAUGGGGAGGGAAGGGUUUUGUAUGAUGUGCUCCCAUGUAGCCUGUUGUUUUCUGUAUGUGUGGGGAAAGGGGGGUGGGGGAAUAACGGGGCAUUAUCUGAUUGCUAUGCUUUGCUGAUGAUUGUUAAAUUGUAAAAAAAAAAAAAAAUAUAUAUACAAAUAAAUAUAUAUAUACAAAAAUACCCCAACAACAGAAUGAUGUGGGCAUAUACCGGUUAUUAAAAAGUAAAGUACAGAUACCCCAAAAAACGACUUGGGUAGUACUUUAAAGUAUUUUUACUUAAGUACUUUACACCACUCCAGAUGAAGUCUUCCAACCAUGUGUCUGCUGCGUGCUGAUGCAAAAAUAGGAUUUUAAAUAAACAUUUCUGACACCAUCAGUUCAUCUGUUAUGGAUCCCAAUGAAUCAUGACACUCUUUCCCACCUUCCCAUUUCACUCUACUCCCCAAUAACUGUUGUGGGUCAUCAGCUGGCUGCCCUCAGUGUGUGUGAACAGUGUACAUUUACCACAUAUUACACCAUGGUUCUUGAGAAGGCAGAGAGGGGUCUUGGAGGCUUCCCUUCCCCCAACACAGGGCACUUCCCCCGCUUUAAUGCGCACUGAUGUUAAUCUGGCCCGAAAUAGGCUACAAGGGACAGCCACAUCUCCACUACACACAGAGAAAGGCAGACCAGAGCAGGAAAAUUGCAUGGCAGUGGAACCUACUAGUGUGCAUAACAAUAACUGCAGAAGACUAAGAAUGAAGGCUGCUGCUCAGAAGCAUAUUAAUGCAAUGAUACACGCUUCACAGACCAGACUAUAUACAUGUUCCGCACACACAGUGUCCCAAUUGGUUAGUCUAUCCAUUGCUGAUUAUAUAAGCCUGUGUAUACAAUUGAUAAGGUUAUUAUCUCUCCUGCUCUCCUCCAAGUUGCUCCCCAUUUCUAUGUUUGAUGAUUUUCUCCUCCUCCUUCCAGUCUUUUUUAUUAGCCCUGGUGUAACAUCCAAGGCACCCUUUCAUAGAUGUGUUUGAUAUUCAUGAGGAUAUUUCAUUAAUAUGCAUGCACUCCAACAUGUGAACCUUUCUCUUUUGUUAGUCUCUUUCUCUUUAGGACAUAAAAGGAAGGAACAUGUGUUUUUCCUGCACACCACAUAAUAUGAAAAUAACCAAAUACAUGCAAUGCAUACAUCAAGGGAGCCCGUGCAUAUGUAAUGGCCACAUGGAUCAGCUGUAGGGGUUAUUUAUAAAAGGUUUGUAACUGCUCUCUAGCCUUGGCUGAAGUACCUGCCCCUGGACAGUUGCAAUAGGCUGUACAGCAUCUAGCGCUGUACACUGGCUGGAUGGCUGGUUGGUUGGUUAGCUGACUGUAUGGCUCACAGCUCCAUAGAAACGGGGUCACAGUAGAAACAGGGUAAUUCGGUGUGGAGGAAGAGCAUCCUCCGAGAAAGUGAGAGAGUGGCAGAGUGAUAGUGAGAGAGGCAGAGUGAGAGAGAGAGUGAUAGCUCUUGUACAGAGAUUCAAAGAGGGAGAGAGAAGAGAGUGUUCAUCACCGGUGAGUGCUAUCACUGUAACUUUUCAUGAUUUUUAGCUGCUUGUUGGUGUAAUAUUAUAACAAUGUUGUUAUAUUGGGUGGAAAUAGUAGUACGACUGUGUAAAAAUGUGAUUUAAAAAUGGAAACAGGACAAUUUAUGACUUAGAAGAAAUGCAGAGUAAGCAGUUCUAGUCCGUCCUUUCCCACUGUUGCCUGUUGUGUUGCCCCUGCGAGAGUCAAGAAAUUCUUAUUUUUGUUCUUACUUCAAAUGUGAAAACCUAGAGAAAGAAACAGUAAGAAAUACAUGUUUCUGUAUUUCCUCUUCAAACCCUUUGAUGUUUUGCUUUAAAACAUCUGUAAGCAAAGCCUUUUUGGUGUAGUGUACUAUGAGAAGUCCAUAUGGUAUCAUCUUGCGUACUGUGUUUGUAUUGAUCUCACUGUACUGAACUGUGUCUCAAGCCAUUACCCUUCAAGCGCAUUAAACAUAUUGCAGUCAGAUGAGCGAUUGCUACAUUGCUGCUCAAGGGCUGCUUAGAGCGAGACGAUUGCAUUUCAUGUGUGUGUGUGUGUGUGCCGAGUUCAUUCACAAUCACAGCACUGCAGUCAGUCAGCAUGGGUCUGGCUCCAACCCACUCAUCAAUGAACCUCCAGAUAAACACCUCAGACCCAAUGGGAUCUAUGUGCUGUGCAUACACUAUUGCAAACCCACAUCCAAAAUUCACAUUCUCAGUGAAUGCAGCAACUCUACAUGCAGGAGUGUGUGAGUGUUUAUCUGGCUGUCAUCAGCUGUGGAGGCUCUGACCCUGCUCACUGGUGCAAUCACAGCAGCACAGCACUGGCCAUCAGCACCACUCAGGCCACACUGUCUGAUGAAUAAUGAUGACCCUGUGACAUGUUGCUGACCGGGAUCUCAUGGUGGUGACCUGACUGACUGACAUGGCCGUUUGGGCCGUGGUUCUGUUUAGUGUUUACACACUUGGGGUGCAGCUAGAAGCAGCUGCUAAUCUGUCUUUUGGUGGAAGAACGAUUCUGGGAUUAUAUGUACAGAUGUAGGAUCUUAAUUUAAUCACCCUGUUGCAGGAGAACUUGCAGUGUAUUUGAGGUUUAAAAAGGCUUCUGAAGUUUUUAAUUUCCACUUUGAAAUGUCAGACUUUAUUUUCCCUUAAGAAAAAUGUAUCAACCCCUACAAAAAUGUCCAUUAAUUAUAAUCCACAUUUCCUGUUGCAGCAGGAUUAUGGUCCUGCUCUAACAGUAAGUCUAAUUCUUAGAUAACAGUACAUCUAAAUGAACUGACAGUGUCGUGUUGAGUUUACUUUUAUGCUGUCAAGAUGAAUUUCUGCAUCUGGUGGACUGUCUGCACACACCUGGUGUAGUUUACGCACCUGAGGUUUUACACACUGAUGAAGACACUAUAACGCUGAGCAAAAUGUAGCUCCUUGAUCAAGAACGUUUCCGCUCAGAUCAAUCAACGGGAUGUUGUCGACAAAUAACCAAAGUCAUGACCUCCUGUCCACCUCUGUCAUCACUGAUGGCACAAGCCAUAGAUCAGUCAGGGCCGUGUAAUUGUCCAAUAGUGUGGCUUAUAAUCAGCACGUUGUUUUAUGAUAGGUUUACGGAUUAAGCCAUCUACAGGGAAACCUGUGAUGUCCGAUUUAUGUCAUGGUUUAUGUAACACCUGCCGACUAGUGUUACCUAAAAUGGCUCAACUACCAGACCAGGCCAGUUCCCGUUUAAUGAGGGGGGAACACCUCAACCAGUACAUAAGAGACAGGUUUCUGAAAGGCCACCUAUUGAGCUGGGUCAUGAGCAAUGCAAUGGAACAUACAACACUAUAAAAAAAUAUACAAUUGUCUUCUUUCAGUUACAACAUUUAAAACCAACUGGCCAUAUUCGGUUUCAACUUUUCCAGUAUAAAUAACAGUCAAUGAUACAUACCCGCACGGUGACUUAUGCAAUACUCAAGACAAUUAUAAUACCUAGGACUACAAUUGCGUUACUGUCACUUUAAACUUCAAGCGCUAAUAUAGGUGGAUAUUGGUGUGAGGAGGGAGGUCAGUUUUAAGGGAAGGGAAUGGGAAGUUAAGGGCAGGCGGGUAGAGAUAAGAUGAGGGUUGGUUCACUAACUAGCAUAGCAACGAGCAUAUCGGCCUGUUGUUUCCUGUAGACACAUUGUGGAAGAAUGGGAUCGAACACAAAGAACACAAAGAGAAAAACCAAUACCAUGUUAGGAAGUGAUAUAACAGUAGCCAUCCUCUCAGACCAGAGUGCUUCACGGACAAGAGGAACACUUCAAGGAAGAGACAGACAAAAAGCAGAGUGAAUGUUCUACACAAUGCUUUGUAGUGUAAGACUUAACAAGACUCCUCGUCAUGUUUUAUGCAUAGCCUACUGAUCUGAAGGGCCCCUGCAACUGUUACCGUAACAGCAUAUUGAUAUGGUCUGCAGUGACUCGUGAGUUUCCUUAGGACCUGUAUGCCUUGUGACAGCUACCACUCCAGAUCAGGCCCCGGUAACGUCUGAUUUUUUGAUGGCGCAGGAAGCACUUUGGGUAUUUACAAUGGGCACGCAAGUGCAUUAACCAAGUGUAAUAGUAUUUGCCCGUGCACAUGAAAGCUCUUGAGGCGCAAUAAAGGUGCAUCUGGAUUGCACCAAUCAAUACCAGGCAACCAUUCAUUCAACCCGUCAGGGCAUGAAUACAAUUGGCCAGUGCAGAGGUUGGGCCUGUAAUAUGCCUCUAGCAACCCCCAGGCACUGGGCAGAUCCACACAGAGUAGGUCUGCUUCCCAAAUGGCACCCUUUUCCCUACAGCCUAUAGUGCACUGCUUUUGACCAGAGCCCGAUGGGUGCAGAGUAGGACUGGAUCUAUUCUGCAUCAAACCUGCCAGCCUGAGCCUUGAUCUAGUGAGCCAUGGACGUCUUCACAUUCAUGAUCCAGUCAUCCAAGCAUUGGGUUGGUUGAUUUAUUAAAGUCAGCAUUUGAGCGACCAAAUCCUUUUUGACACAAUAGAUUGGCCAUGACUGUGACGGUCAUGCAAACUCAUGCAUUGUGCCGACCAGAUAGAAUGAGCUAUACUCUCUAUCUGUCAGUCUUGGGAGAUUUGCCACUCUUGCCCUUUUCUUGUUUCUCUGAGAGGAAAGGUUGGGUCGUGAUAUUUUGUUUGCCUCACGUAAUGAAUGACUUUCUAAAAAAGCGCCACACAAAUUUAUUUGAUUGAUUGGUUCGGAAGUCACUCACCCCAGUUGUUCAGGUGUUGACGAAUGUAAUGUUGAUGGCUGAUUAAUCGAUGGAGAAACAUAGAGGAGAUGGAAAGCCUCCAGGAGCAGGAUUGGUCACGUUAGCUCUCAGCAACCUAAAACCCAACGUUUUUAUAAGAGACAUGGAUCUAUUCUCUCGUCCAAUUAACUUUAGAAAUCAGGUUUGGCUGUUUUGGCUGCAGGGGAUGAUCACUCCAUUUGUUUAUCAAUUUAAACUCAGUAAUCCAGAUCCCUGAGAGAGGAGAACAUAUUGAAUGGUGUUCAACAAAAGGAUGGCUAGCAAAUCCUUCUGCUAGGGUCAAUGAUACAAGUAUACUGAACAAAAGUGUUGGUCCCAUGUUUCAUGAGCUGAAAUAAAAGACCCCAGAAAUUCCAAAGGAACAAAAAGCGUAUUUCUCUCAUAUUUUGUGCACAAAUUUGUUUACAGCCCUGUUAGUGAGCAUUUCUCCUUUGCCAAGAUAAUCCAUCCACCUGACAGGUGUGGCAUAUCAAGAGGCUGAUUAAACAGCAUGAUCAUUACACAGGUGCACCUUGUGCUGGGGACAAUAAAAGGCCACUAAAAUGUGUGUUUUGUAACACAACACAAUGCCACAGAUGUCGCAAGUUUUGAGGGAGCGUGCAAUUGGCAUGCUGACUGCAGGAAUGUCCACCAGAGCUGUUGCCAGAUAAUUUAAUGUUCAUUUCUCUACCAUAAGCCACCUCCAACGUUGUUUUAGAGAAUUUGGCAGUACGUCCAACCGGCCUAACAACCUUAGACCACGUGUAACCACGUCAGCCCAGGACCUCCACAUCCGGCUUCUUCCCCUGUGGGAUCAUCUGAGACCAGCCACCCGGACAACUGAUGAAACUGUGGGUUUGCACAACCAAAGAAUUUGGCGGUUGGGUUAUGGUAUUGUCAGGCAUAAGCUACGGACAACAAACACAAUUGCAUUUUAUCGAUGGCAAUUUGAAUGCACAGAGAUAGCCCAUUGUCAUGCCAUUCAUCAGCCGCGAUCACCUCAUGUUUUAACAUGAUAAUGCAUGGCCCCAUGUCACAAGGAUCUGUACACAAUUCUUCCAUGCUCUGGAUCGACAUGUACAACAGCGUGUUCCAGUUCUCGCCAAUAUCCAGCAACAUCGCACAGCCAUUGAAGAGGAGUGGGACAACAUUCCACAGGCCACAAUCAAAAGCCUGAUCAACUCUAUGUGAAGGAGAUGUCACGCUGCAUGAGGCAAAUGGUGGUCACACCAGAUACUGACUGGUUUUCUGAUCCACGCCCCUACUUUAUUUUUUAAGGUAUCUGUGACCAACAGAUGCAUGUCUGUAUUCCAAGUCAUGUGAAAUCCAUAGAUUAUUGCCUAAUUAAUUAAUUUCAAUUGAUUGAUUUCCUUAUAUGAACUGUAACUCAGUAAAAUCUUUGAAAUUGUUGCAUGUUGCGUUUUAUAUUUUUGUUCAGCAAAUACAGUGCCUUCAGAAUGUAUUCAGACGCCUUGACUUUUUCCACAUUUUGUUACAGCCUUAUUCUAAAAUUGAUUAAAUAAAUAAACAUCCUCAGCAAUCUACACACAAUACCCCAUAAUGACAAAGCGAAAACACGUUUUUAGACAUUUUUGCAAAUGUAUUAAAAACAGAAAUACCUUAUUUACAUAAGUAUUCAGACCCUUUGCUAUGAGACUCGAAAUUGAGCUCAGGUGCAUCUUGUUUCCAUUGAUCAUCCUUGAGAUGUUUUUACAACUUGAUUGGAGUCCACCUGUGGUAAAUUUAAUUGAUUGGACAGGAUUUGGAAAGGCACACGCCUGUCUAUUUAAUGUCCCACAGUUGACAGUGCAUGUCAAAGCAAACCCAAGCCAUGAGGUCGAAGGAAUUGUCCGUAGAGCUCCAAGACAGGAUUGUGUCGAGGCACAGAUCUGGGGAAGGGUACCAAAACAAUUCAGCAGCAUUGAAGAUCCCCAAGAACACAGUGGCCUCCAUCAUUCUUAAAUGGAAGACGUUUGGACUCUUCCUAGAGCUGUCCGCCUGGCCAAACUGAGCAAUCGGGGGAGAAGGGCCUUGGUAAGGGAGGUGACCAAGAACCCGAUGGUCACUCUGACAGAGCUCUAGAGUUCCUCUGUGGAGAUGGGAGAACCUUCCAGAAGGACAACCAUCUCUGCAGCACUCCACCAAUUAGGCCUUUAUGGUAGAGUGGCCAGACUGAAGCCACUCCUCAGUAAAAGGCACAUGUCAGCCCGCUUGGAGUUUGCCAAAAGGCACCUAAAGGACUCUCAGACCAUGAGAAACAAGAUUCUCUGGUCUGAUGAAACCAAGAUUGAACUCUUUUGCCUGAGAGUCUUUAGGUGCUUUUUCCCUACGGUGAAGCAUGGUGGUGGCAGCAUCAUGCUAUGGGGAUGUUUUUCAGCGGCAGGGACUGGAAGACUAGUCAGGAUCGAGGCAAAGAUGAAUGGAGCAAAGUACAGAGAGAUCCUUGAUGAAAACCUGCUCAAGAGCGCUCAGGACCUCAGACUGUGGUGAAGGUUCACUUUCCAACAGGACAACAACCCUAAGCACACAGCCAAGACAACGCAGGUGUGGCUUCGGGACAAGUCUCUGAAUGUCCAUGAGUUGCCCAGCCAGAGCCCAGACUUGAACCCGAUCGAACAUCUCUGGAGAAACCUGAAAAUAGCUGUGCAGCAACGCUCCCCAUCCAACCUGACAGAGCUUGAGAGGAUCUGCAGAGAAGAAUGGGAGAAACCCCCAAAUACAGGUGUGCCAAGCUUGUAGCGUCAUACCCAAGAAGACUCAAGGCUGUAAUCGCUGCCGAAGGUGCUUCAACAAAGUACUGAGUAAAGGGUCUGAAUACUUAUGUAAAUGUAAUAUUUCAGUUUUUUAUUGUUUCAUAAAUGUGCACAGAAAAACGACCUGUUUUUGCUUUGUCAUUAUUGGGUAUUGUGUGUAGAUUGACGAGGAAAAAAUACUAUUUAAUCCAUUUUAGAAUAAAGCUGUAUGCUAACAAAAUGUGCAAAAGGUCAAGGGGUCUGAAUACUUUCCGAAGGCACUGUAUGGUAUAUCAUAGCUUUCAUACAGUAACUCACCACUCAAUAUGUUAUCUGUGAGUUCUGUAGCACCUGAAAACAUUUUUAAGGAUUAGUAGAGUUUGAUUUCAUGAAAUAAAAGCACAUCAAUAUUAAUUGAAAACUGAUCUUCCAAUUUAUUUUCAGAGGUCACUUUUAUCAAAUAUUUAUUUUUAAAAGGCUCUUUUUCUUUUUUUUUACCAUGCCUGGCAUAUGCUGUUGUAGUGGGGUUUGCAAAUUGCAUGAGGCACUUUAGCACUCAGGGACAAGUUUGCCGAGGAAGAUGGGGUCUUUAGAGGAAGAUGGGGUAUAUCUGGUUGGUUGGCACCUUUCAGGUAGCAUAGUAUUGUUUGGGCUCUACUAGUCUAGCUUUCCAGCUUGGUAAGUUAGACAAGGCUAGCUAAGGCAAUGCUGCAGAGUCCAUUUUUGGUUUAAUUCACAUGGUUUAAUUCUCAAACACUCACCCCCUAACAGACGUCUGUGAAUAACUUGACUUUUCCCCAAAGAGGACUCCUUUUGUUUCCUUUUAUAACAGUCCGUGGUCAGAUUUAGGGAUGUUUGCUCAGCCGAGCGCUCUUAUUGGAUACCUCUCGGCAUCUUCUCUUCAGAAUGACUGUCCAUCAAAACCAGCAAGCCUGGCCUUUCUCUGUCUUAUCUCCCGUCCACACUCUCCUCAGUCUCCAGCCCAACAAAUUCUAAUCUAACCCACUUUCACACACAGAAGAAAGGGACAGGAUACUGAAUGUGGCAUGUAGCGUCAUCCCCCCACCCACCCUCCCCCUUUGCUGUUGUGUGUGUGCCUCAAUGAUCCUGCUUGUUUAUGUAGCCCAGGGGUUGGCGACAAUGCUGUGGGGUGCUCUGGGGUUUUCACAUAAUCAGCUGUAUUUGUAAGUAUUUCCAGUGUGCUUUUCCUGCUCAAAUCCUGCUGGCUGGCUAAGCUCUCAUUUGGCUGGGGGGAGAGUUCAAGACGAGGAACAUGUUUUGUCCCACAUUAUCAUCCUUUGGGUGGCACAACCAAUUACGGAAAUUAAUUGCUGAAAACCAACUCUGGAGUUCAAUUAAUAUUCGCUGGUGUUGACAACUGCAUUUUGGUGUGUGUGUGAAGCCGUUUCGAUCUCAAUAUCAAAUCAUUUUUUGGUAACAUAUAAGUACCUUACUGUGAUUGUUUUCAAUUAAGAUGGUCAAAGAUUUAGCAAAGAGCAAUUUCUCAAGCAAGAAUUUUGCUAGGACUGUCUGGGAGUGGUCUGAGUGGGGAGGGGAAAAUUGAAAACUAGCUGUUAUUGGCAGUGGUUUGGAACUCUCUUUCUUAUUGGUCUAUUAACUAAAUUACUUCCUGGUGAUUUCACCAGGCAGACCAAAACUCCAUCCCACCAAAACAGGCUGAAAUUUCAGGCAGUCUUUUCAAACAGCUCUUACACUAAAAGGGCAUUAUCAUAAUUUUCACAAUUUCAAUGUAUUAUUCCAACCUCAUGGUGUGGAAAUAUACUGUAUAUAAAACACAGCAAAAUCACGUUUUUGACUGCACUGGGCCUUUGACAUUUCCCACACCUCUUUUAAAAAUUCUACUAAAUGUAGCAUUCUGAGCAUUGUUAUUAUCUUGAGACAAAUGUCAAAUGAAAAGGUAAUUUUCAUUGGAUUGCAUAAAAAUAUACAUUAGCACUCUCUGAAUUGUAGAAACAAAUAUUUCUCAAAAGUGCCCUUUUGAGUUUACCGUUUUGUUUAUUCAUAUGAUAAUGUUAUUUUAAUAUAACCUCUCUUAUAUAAUGAUGAUACGUUUUGUUGUUGUACCAGAGGUUUCAUGGACUUGACUAAAUCAAUAGGCAGAUAUAACAUUUCUCUCAGAUACAUAACAAUUCAGCAUUGUGUUUAGGCCUUGCAAAACAAUGAACAUUUUCCACCUCAUCAUUUUGUCAGUCCUCUCAAAGUUAAUGAGUCAUUGAAAAGGAUUCAUGUUCUAUUGUAUCAUGGUGUAGUGCUUUCAUUUGUGAUACAUUUAAAAACAACAUGGCAUUGAAAACUAUAAAAUUCACAAGCACUUACUUGGCCCUCACUUGUCUGUAACAAUACAGACUUUCUCUCUCUCUCUCUCUCUCUCUCUCUCUUUCUCUCUCUCUCUCUCUCUCUCUCUCUCUCUCUCUCUCUCUCUCUCUCUCUCACUCGCUCUGUAUCUGUCUCUCGCUCUCUGUCUUUCCCUCUCUCCCCAUUACCAUGAUAGCUGUGGUGGGAAUGAACAUUGGCCUAAUGAAUGAUAUCAUCACUGACUUCAGGAAAUAGAGAAGGGAUGGGAAAUUUCUUAAAAAGACAAACUGAUAUAACACUGAUAUUACCCAUUAUACUCAAUCAAUUUAACCAAGGUAUUUGAUUGACUUUGUUUACAAUAUGGCUAUUUAAAUGUUUUUCAUUUGACAACAGUUAAAUAAUAGCCCCUUUAAAUAGGGGGUUGGUGUAGGUAGGCCUAUAGGAACACCAGCACAUACAGUGCCUUGCAAAAGUAUUCAGCCCCCUUGGCGUUUUUCCUAUUUUGUUGCAUUACAACCUGUAAUUUAAAUGGAUUUUUAUUUGGAUUUGACAUCCCUUUGAACAUCCCACAGAGCACCAUUAAAACCAUUAUUAAAAAAUUGAAAGAAUAUGGCACCACAACAAACCUGCCAAGAGAGGGCCGCCCACCAAAACUCACGGACCAGGCAAGGAGGGCAUUAAUCAGAGAGGCAACAAAGAGACCAAAGAUAACCCUGAAGGAGCUGCAAAGCUCCACAGCGGAGAUUGGAGUAUCUGUCCAUAGGACCACUUUAAGCCAUACACUCCACAGAGCUGGGCUUUAUGUGGGCUUUUUAGUGGCCAGAAAAAAGCCAAUGCUUAAAGAAAAAAAUGUGUUUGCCAAAAGGUACUCUCGUCAGAUGAGACUAAAAUUGAGCUUUUUGGCCAUCAAGGAAAUCGCUAUGUCUGGCGCAAACCCAACACCUCUCAUCACCCCGAGAACACCAUCCCCACAGUGAAGCAUGGUGGUGGCAGCAUCAUGCUGUGGGGAUGUUUUUCAUGGGACUGGGAAACUGGUCAGAAUUGAAGGAAUGAUGGAUGGCGCUAAAUACAGGGAAAUUCUUGAGGGAAACCUGUUUCAGUCUUCCAGAGAUUUGAGACUGGGACGGAGGUUCACCUUCCAGCAGGACAAUGACCCUAAGCAUACUGCUAAAGUAACACUCGAGUGGUUUAAGGGGAAACAUUUAAAUGUCUUGGAAUGGCCUAGUCAAAGCCCAGACCUCAAUCCAAUUGAGAAUAUGUGGUAUGACUUAAAGAUUGCUGUACACCAGCGGAACCCAUCCAACUUGAAGGAGCUGGAGCAGUUUGAAGAAUGGGCAAAAAUCCCAGUGGCUAGAUGUGCCAAGCUUAUAGAGACAUACCCCAAGAGACUUGCAGCUGUAAUUGCUGCAAAAGGUGGCUCUACAAAGUAUUGACUUUAGGGGGGUGAAUAAUUAUGCACGCUCAAGUUUUCUGUUUUUUUGUCUUAUUUCUUUUUUGUUUCACACAACAACAAAAUAAGUGCAUCUUCAAAGUGGUAGGCAUGUUGUGUAAAUCAAAUGAUACAAACCCCCUAAAAAUCCAUUUUAAUUCCAGGUUGUAAGGCAACAAAAUAGGAAAAAUGCCAAGGGAGGUGAAUACUGUCGCAAGCCACUGUACAGCAGGGGUUGUUGUGGUGAGUUUCCAAUCCCAGUAAUUGCUUGUCUGUAAAUAUCAUCACACUGGAGGGAGAAGUGUGCCUUGCCCUCCCCCAUACUGUACACAGGGUCGCCGGGGCAGCAGCCCAGGGAAAAUGUUAUCUGGAAUUUUACUGACGCUCUAAAUGUCAGUCUGUGAGGAGGCUGCGGUGAAGAGUUGGGAGGAGCUAUAAGAUGAAGGUUGUACUAUAACAGUAAAACAUAUGUAUUUAUUUUUUACCCAUUACUUGGGAAAAUACUGAGAAAAUAAUGUUUCUGUGCUCUUUUAAUGCGAACAAUGGGGUUGGACCAGCAUGUUCUUCUCCAACACAGCCACUUUAACCAGCUGGAUAAUGUCUAUUUAUUUUUCAGACAGGUAGCCUAUUUCCUGUGUAUUGUCAGUCCUAACCAUGUGGCCACUGUGGAUGAAGGGAUGAUCCCAGACCCAUUAUUUUUCUCUCCCAUCUUUUAUAGUUAAUAAGUGGCCCAAUCCUCAUGAGUGUCAUCUAUGUGAGUAAAUCCCAGGUUUAAAGGAUUGAGUGGGGAGGAUGAUAAAGUGGCUGAGGACUAUAAACAGCCAAGGAGGCUGCUGGAGUAAUUGCUUAAAGAUUCUCUAAGAGGAGCCAUGAUGAGACACGGCAAAUCAUCCCAGUCAAGGGUGAUUAGAGGGGGUUUAGCGUUUUAUUGCACAUCAUCCACCAAGACGAAGAAAGUUAGUGUAAGAACGAAUGACGAGGAUCGUUUAAUAUAUACUUGGCAUGUUGUGUUUGAGGCUGCAGCCCUCAAAAUUAGGGGGUAGGGGUGGUGGGAGUGGGAGUGGAAAUGUCUACUGGACAGGUUUCUAUAGAGACCAGGUUGUAUAUGAGGGCACUUGACGAGGAUAAAAAACCCUGGGGCUUUGUUUGCUCUCUGUGUCUGCUACAAAACAAGGUUUAAUCAGAUUUAUGGGUCCCUAAAAAAAGCUCUCUAAGUCUGGUCUCACGGCAGUUUCUUUCUGUGAGAGCAGUGCAGCAGAUACAGUAAAUGCGGUUUGGACUGUAAUUUCUCCCAUUUUGCAGACAGUAAGCUCCAAUUGUAGGAUGAUGUUAUGCCUUUGUGUCCAAUAAUUUUUCACAAUUUACAUUUGUUCCUUUUUUUACACAGAAAACAUCACAAAAGAUUCAACGAUUUAUGAUGAAUAAAAACUGCAAAUACUGUAUCAUGAAAACAGUAGGCAUAACCCCUGACAUCUAUUGAAUUAAAAAGACACGCUAGAUUCAAUUACUGUUUGAACACUGAAUCAGAAAACCAUUAUCCAGGGCAUGCUCUUGGCUUUGGGUCUUGCAUGGACAAUUAGGCUGACAUGUCAAAGGUGUGAGAUGUGUAAUAAUUGUACAAGCUUGCAUCGCUCUCACAUCAAUAUUUAAUUUGAAGAAGAUGCGAGUGUGUGUGUGUGUGUUUUUUUUUUGUGUGUGUGUGUGAGCCUGGGAGAGCAAUAAAUGCACAUCUCAAUAAACUGCUAAUCCUUGAAAUUGCCCAAACUCUGUAUUACAGCAAUAGAACACUAAACAAUCAGAGGGCAAAUUUCCUCAGAUGGUUUCUGUUUAGGGUAUUGAGCACCAUGUUAGACAUUCGGCGGCGGGAGAUACUUUGAAGCCCUUAGCUAUAUCACUCAUUGAAGGUACAUUAAACUUCAUAGUGGGUUAGUCACACAACCGCCCACUCAAAUAAAUCCAAAUCCAAAAAGUUAAUUACGGUGCAAGUAAGCCACAGAAUUUUGAUUGACUGUGAAAUUCAAGCAUCUUAUUUUAAAGUAUGCAGGGAUUACCAUAUGUCCUAAAUUCUCUCCACCACGAGGAUGUACUGACUGGAAUGUUGGUGGGAAAUUUGUCUCCUAAAUCCAGGCCCUCGUCCCAAAUAGCACCCUAUUCUCUAUGUAGUGCACCACUUUUGACCAGGGCCCAAGAAGUGCACUAUAUAGAGAAUAGGGUGCCGUUUGGGACGCAGCCCAGGUUAUCCAAAAACGGUCCAUUAUAAAUCGCAAUCUGGGUUAGGUGGGCAUCAUUUGAAAGCUUGUUAUAUUGCCAACAUGACAAGCUAAAUUAUAAAAUAUGAUAUUACAGUGUUAGGCUUUCACAAUGCAGGGAAACAGAUUGUAAUUUUGGUGUGCAUAGAAAGGAGUUAUGAGUACAAUCAGGUGCGUGUGGCGUGGCGAAUUUUCUUCACAGUAGACAAACAUAGGCUCAUUCUGUUCAGAAUAACCCAGGGUAUGACGCCAUGUCAUCUUGUAACUGUACAUCAAACAUAGUGAUCAUAAACGUUAACACUGUAUAUGACAUGAGUUUUAUGCUAUGGAAAUGUGAAGUGCCACAUUUGGACUCAAGGGUGUUUGACUUAUUUGUAUGACAUCAAAGCAGUAUUUAUUAUAAUCCUUCAAAAUACAUUGAGUCCUCUUAAUUUGCAUUAUUUCCCUAACUCAGUCAACAAAAUAUUAGAAAAAUAUUUUGCGAUUGACGGGGAUUUGAGCCUUGUCGGGUGUCUGAAGUAAAUCCUACGCAUCCUACUCGUUAAAGAAAAAAUCUUUGUCCAGUACGAGGUGAGUAAUCGCUUUCCUGAUAUAAUUAUCCCUGACUGAGUCUGUAAUACCAACAUGUUUCAAGCAGUCCACCAUAGUCCCUGUGCCCAAGAACACUAAGGUAACCUGCCUAAAUGACUACAGACCCGUAGCACUCACGUCGGUAGCCAUGAAGUGCUUUGAAAGGUUGGUCAUGGCUCACAUCAACACCAUUAUCCCAGAAACCCUAGACCCACUCCAAUUUGCAUACCGCCCCAACAGAUCCACAGAUGACACAAUCUCAAUCGCACUCCACACUGCCCUUUCCCACCUGGACAAAAGGAACACCUACGUGAGAACGCUAUUCAUUGACUACAGCUCAGCGUUCAACACCAUAGCGCCCUCAAAGCUCAUCACUAAAAAAAAAUAAAAAAAAUAUGCCAUUUAGCAGACGCUUUUAUCCAAAGCGACUUACAGUCAUGCGUGCAUACAUUUUUUGUGUAUGGGUGGUCCCGGGGAUCGAACCCACUACCUUGACAUUACAAGCGCCGUGCUCUACCAGCUGAGCUACAGAGGACCACCACUAAGCUAAGGACCCUGGGACUAAACACCUCCCUCUGCAACUGGAUCCUGGACUUCCUGACGGGCCGCCCCCAGGUGGUAAGGGUAGGUAACAACACAUCUGCCACGCUGAUCCUCAACACGGGGGCCCCUCAGGGGUGCGUGCUCAGUCCCCUCCUGUACUCCCUGUUCACCCAUGACUGCAUGGCCAGGCACGACUCCAACACCAUCAUUAAGUUUGCAGACGACACAACAGUGGUAGGCCUGAUCACCGACAACAAUGAGACAGUCUAUAGGGAGGAGGUCAGAGACCUGGCCGUGUGGUGCCAGGAUAACAACCUCUCCCUUAACGUGAUCAAGACAAAGGAGAUGAUUGUAGAUUACAGGAAAAGGAGGACCGAGCACGCCCCCAUUCUCAUUGACGGGGCUGUAGUGGAGCAGGUUGAGAGCUUCAAGUUCCUUGGUGUCCACAUCACCAACAAACUAUCAUGGUCCAAACACACCAAGACAGUCGUGAAGAUGGCACGACAAAGCCUAUUCCCCCUCAGGAGACUGAAAAGAUUUGGCAUGGGUCCUCAGAUCCUCAAAAGGUUCUACAGCUGCACCAUCAAGAGUAUCCUGACUGGUUGCAUCACCGCCUGGUAUGGCAACUGCUCGGCCUCCGACUGCAAGGCACUACAGAGGGUAAUGCGUACAGCCCAGUACAUCACUGGGGCCAAGCUUCCUGCCAUCCAGGAACUCUAUACCAGGCGGUGUCAGAGGAAGGCCCUAAAAAUUGUCAAAGACUCCAGCCACCCUAGUCAUAGACUGUUCUCUCUGCUACCACACGGCAAGCGGUACCGGAGCGCCAAGUCUAGGUCCAAAAGACUUCUUAACAGCUUCUACCCCCAAGACAUAAGACUCCUGAACAGCUAAUCAAAUGGCUACCCGGAUUUUCAACCCAUUUAUGAGUGUAAAGGGCUACCCUGGAAAUGUGCAAUGAAAGGUAGACUCAGCGAUAUGAUGUAGAUGCAUAAAGUAAACAGCAUAGUGCGUACAUUUUUGCAAAAACUAAGAGCGUUGAAGCGAGAGGCUCAACGUCUCUGCUGUUUUGGUGCCCUGGCUACCACGCUCUGUAAACAGCGUGUUGCGAACCCAAGCACAUGCGCAGAUGCUGUGUGUGACUGUGUGAGAGCAAAGUCUUGCAUCUCGCUUGUCUCAAUAUCUGCGGUGCUGCUCAUGACAACUCAUCUCGCUGAGUCUACCUUUAAAGAUAUACAGUGCCUUUGGAAAGUAUUCAGACCCCUUGACUUUUUCCACAUUUUGUUACGUUACAGCCUUUUUCUAAAAUGGAUUAAAUAAAACAAUUUCCUCAGCAAUCUACACACAAUACCCCAUAAUGCCAAAGCGAAAACAGGUUUGCAAAUGUAUUAAAAACAAAAAACAGAAAUAUCUUAUUUACAUAAGUAUUAAGACCCUUUGCUAUGAGACUCGAAAUUGAGAUCAGAUGCACCUGUUUCCAUUGAUCAUCCUUGAGAUGUUUCUACAACUUGAUUCGAAUCCACCUGUGGUAAAUUAAAUUGAUUGGACAUGAUUUGGAAAGGCACACUCCUGUCUAUUUAAAGGUCCCACAGUUGACAGUGCAUGUCAGAGCAAAAACCAAGCAAUGAGGUCGAAGGAAUUGUCCGUAGAGCUCCGAGACAGGAUUGUGUCAAGGCACAGAUCUGGGGAAGGGUACCAAAACAUUUCUGCAGCAUUGAAGGUCCCCAAGAACACAGUGGCCUCCAUCAUUCUUAAAUGGAAGAAGUUUGGAACCACCGAGACUCUUCCUAGAGCUGGCCGUCUGGCCAAACUGAGCAAUCGGGGGAGAAGGACCUUGGUCAGUGAGGUGACCAUGAACCCAAUGGUCACUCUAACAGAGCUCUAGAGUUCCUCUGUGGAGAUGGGAGAACCUUCCAGAAGGACAACCAUCUCUGCAGCACUCCACCAAUCAGGCCUUUAUGGUAGAGUGGCCAGACGGAAGCCACUCCUCAGUAAAAGGCACAUGACAGCCCGCUUGGAGUUUGCCAAAAGGCACCUAAAGACUCUCAGACUGUGAGAAACAAGAUUCUCUGAUCUGAUGAAACCAAGAUUGAACUCUUUGGCCUGAAUGCCAAGAGUGAUGUCUGGAGGAAACCUGGCACCAUCCCUACGGUGAAGCAUGGUGGUGGCAGCAUCAUGCUGUGGGGAUGUUUUUCAGCAGCAGGGACUGGGAGACUAGUCAGGAUCGAGGCAAAGAUGAAAGGAGCAAAGUACAGAGAGAUCCUUGAUGAAAACUUGCUCCAGAGCGCUCAGGACCUCAGACUGGGGCGAAGGUUCACCUUCCAACAGGACAACGACCCUAAGACAACGCAGGAGUGGCUUCGGGACAAGUCUCUGAAUGUCCUUGAGUGGCCCAGCCAGAGCCCGGACUUGAACCCGAUCGAACAUCUCUGGAGAGACCUGAAAAUAGUUGUGCAGCAACGCUGCCUAACCAACCUGACAGAGCUUGAGAGGAUCUGCAGAGAAGAAUGGGAGAAACUCCCCAAAUACAGGUGUGCCAAGCUUGUAGCGUCAUACGCAAGAAGACUUGAGGCUAUAAUCGCUGCCAAAGGUGCUUCAACAAAGUACUGCGUAAAGGGUCUGAAUACUUAUGUAAAUGUCAUAUUUCAGUUUAUUUUUAUAUAUAUAUAUUAUUUGAAAGGUCUAAAAGUCAGUUUUUGCUUUGUCAUUAUGGGGUAUUGUGUGUAGAUUGAUGAGGGGAAAAAACAAUUUAAUACAUUUUAGAAUAAGGCUGUAACCUAACAAAAUGUGGAAAAAGUCAGGGGGUCUGAAUACUUUCCGAAGGCACUGUAAUAUAUUAUUUAUUCCAUUAGGAAACAAAAACUUUGGCCUACUGUUUUAUUUUCAAACCAGUCUCUGUUGCUCCAGAGUAGAUAUUUUCUACAGGCUUCCAUUUUUUAUUUAGGAAACUGUAGCUACAGCUUGUGAAUUUCCCAGCUUUACUAGAAACCUUAUGUAUAAUUCAUGUGUUUUCAUCAGAUUUAAUUAAUUAGACUGGACAGCUGUUUUAGGGAGAUAGUAACCUACAUUCUAAUGCUUUGCAUCUCUACGCUCAAUUUAUGGCUUUCUGGUGUUGGAAGGGGUUAGAAGGUCACACCCCCCACCCCCCCAAGCUGUCCAAUAGCAAUGCCCCUGUCAUUAAUAUAUGUACAAUUGUUUGUGAUGCUCCAAUCAUUAUCCCUAUGGGAAAUGCAGAUAAAGACUGAAACAGUUCUUGAUAAUUUUCCAUCCUGGCCCCUCCAAUAUGUGUGGCCCACAACCAGCGCAAGUCCUUUGCAAACACAUUUGUAAUAAUCAUAGAAAACAGAGAGAUCAGCCUUUUAUUCCAAUGAGAUAUAAUCAUCCCAGACUAGGGCCACAGACGGACAGGGGAACAGUUAUUCUACCUGUGUGGCUCUCAUCCUUGGUAAAAUGGUUUGUGGGGCUGUUUUCUCUAUCUGGAAUAAGACUGUAAUUACAUUUUGUGCAUUUGCAAGUCAAACAGUGAACACUUGCACUCUGCUUGCUUGCGCAUAUGUAUUUUUGUGUGUGUGUGUGUGUCAGAGAGAGAGAGAGACUGAGGAGAGAGAGAGAGAGCUGGCUGAAGGCUUAUUUCUCAUUACUUGGCUACACAAAUAGCUCCUUAGAAUAGGCAUUGACCCACAGAAUAAGCAUUUGAUCAUUAAGAUACGUUUGGUCAUUUGAUCUAGAGACACAUUGCUUACAGCACCCAUUUACAGUGCAGUAUGUUUUAAAAAGAGAUCAACCAAUUUGUGAAUAUAAGGUCCUGGUGACGUUCUCUGUUAAAUCACCAGGAGGCAGGCUGACAGACUGUGUAUGAGAGACGAUUGAUGACUACACUCAUACAUCAUGUACCAUGCUUACCGACCCCCAACAUGAUUGUAUUUCUCAAUAAACCAUUGAAAUUAAUGCUUUCACACGCCUUAGCUGGUGGUGGCAGCACAGUUGCUUUCGAUUUUGAGGGUUUCAAAAUACAUUGCUUAGCAGUGCGAUGUCUGUAAAUAAAACCUUUGCCUUGCCUUUAUCCAGUGGCGGCUCCUGAAAAAAUUCUCAGGAGGGGCAAUUUUUCUGAUGAUUUAGGUGACCUACACACAUUUUUAAAAAGAUAUGUCCAGCAACAACAUGAAGACAGGGGCAGCAUAUAAGUCAAUACCAGAAGCAUUUAUUGACUGAUCUCAAAAGUGUUGGCUUACAAAAGCAAAAUAAGUUAUCACAGUAAAAAUAAUCAAGGGUGUUCUUUCACAUUCCUCAACACUGCAUAAACAAUAUGUAUGGCUUUGUAAAAAUGAACAACCAUAUUCUGGCCAAUUGUAUAGAUUUGUAAAUAUGAACAACCAUAUUCUGGCCAAUUGUAUAGAUUUGUAAAAAUGAACAUGAACAGAUUUUUUAUUUUUUUGAAUGGCAGUACCUUUCAAACAUGUCUGCUUGCAGUAAGGUAGCACUCACAAGGUGGCCAGAGAAAGAGAACCUUUCUUUGGUGUGAUCCAGGAUGGUGUUGCAGACCUCUUCAGACAGCCUCUGCUUCUCCUCUUCUCUCAAAGCUGUUCUGGGUCUUUUGGCUCCUGUUGCUUCUUGCAGCUGCUGUUGAGAGGAGUCCCUGAAGGCAAACAGACCAAUGUGUUUGUUGGCUUUGUACAGUAUUGUUGUCUAUGUGAUGCACAGGUAUAUGCAAUGUAUCCAUGUAUAGUACAAAUACUUCAGUUCCACUUAAAAUGGGCAGGGAUGCAUAAAGUCUUUAGUGUUUAAGUUAGCCUUUGUGUCUCACAUAGCCUGGAUGUUCAGCACAGUAUACAGUGGUGCUCAUAAGCUUAUGAUCCCAUGCUAAAGUUGACUAAAAAGAGGAAUAAAAAAGAAAAGAAAAUUGGUGUCCUUAAAGGUUGGAUUUUCCAACUUUUUUAAUUAAGUCAUUAAGAUCAAUUUCCAAAAGAUGAUUUUUUUAUUUUUUUAUUCCUCUUUUUAAUCAGCUUUAGAAUGUGUUCAUACACUUAUGAGCACCACUGUACAGUACACAUAGUAUAUAAAAUAAGAUAGAUUACACCACUGGCCAUAUAUAAUGACAAUAAUGUAAUUUCAAACACAAAUGCAGUCUCCUUUCAUGCAUACAUUUUCAAAUAAAGCUCUGCUUUGAGAAAGAUCGAAUGAUAUUGUUUAAUCUUUAUCUUACCUUAUGGCCUGCACACUGCUUGCGAAGCUGUCGAGGGCACGUUUGAUAAAGACAGCAUCGAUGUCCUUAUUCUGUAGCUUCUGGUACGGUGGGCUGGUCAAAUGAACCCAAUGAACCCGUCCGGAUGGCUUCAAAACAUUCUAUGAGGUCGUCUCGAUUCUCGUAGACAGUGUUCACGACUCUGCUGUUGCUAACCUCAUCGUUGUGGCGGCGGACAGCUAGCCUGUAUCCCUCAUCCAGUUGAGUGGCAAUAUUCACUCUCACCAAAGCAGACAAUCUCAAACAGCUAUCAAUGUGGGUCUUUGACAGCUCAUUUUUCGUAAUCUUUUCUGAAAGAUGGUGCAUGUCGGUUACACCAGUCGCUGUCCAAGCGUUGCUGUCUGCCGUUCAUGGUUACGUUACGUUACGUAUGACGAAAGCGCGUAAGUGCAAGCCCUCAGACACCCAUAGAGAAUGUAUUGAAAGCUCAGAAAUUUGAAAAAAAAAUAUUUUACAUUAGAGGCUAUGAGAGACUUCUGGGCGAUUUUCAACCUGACUGAAAUCGCCCCAAAACGGGCGGGGACAUUUGAAGCACGACUUUAGCCUGAUUGGACAUUUAGUGGCUGGCAGAUCAGACGUGAACACUGAACUACUGUUGCCAUGAUAUAAUUGAUUAGAAAAAAAAUCCCUUCCUUUUCCCGUUUGGCAGUGCGUCGCCCAUAUCGCCCUAUUGAACACACCGCCCAUGCCUUUAUCACAUCUCACUCAUGCAUACUGUAUAUAUCUGCUGUUCCAUUCCAAUCCACCGACCUUCCUCUCCUGUACUCCUCCACCCAUCCCUCCAUCCCUCCCCCUUCUCCAUGGGCAUUGCAGAAUGACUGCCCCCUGCUCCAACCUCUCCAACCUUUGUGUGUACGUAUGUGUGUCUUUCGGAGGGGUUGGGAUAAAGCGUAAGUCGAAUGUUCGUUGGAUCUUGUGUACAGUUGGACAAUAAAGUAAUCUUCUUCUAUCUUCUUCUUCUUCCUCUCCCCUCCACCACCCACCCACCCAUCCCUCCCCCUCCUCCAGAUCUCUCCUUCAGCCUCCUGCUCCUGGUGUUCGUGGCCUGUGGCCUGGGCCUGCUGGGCGUCAUUGUCUUUGCCUCCUGGAAGCUGUGCUGGGUGCACUGGCGCACCAAGGACCUCUCCUCCAGUGCCACUGUCCUCGCCUCCGCCCCCCCCUCCUCCGCCUCUGACAGACCCUACGACAGAGCCUUGCCCGCACACGGCCACAGGCCUACGCUCGUACAUGCACACACGCACACACAUGCCAUGGCGUCGGACAAGCUGAAUCUUUCGGACCCGGCAAGUUUCCUAGAGGCAGCGGUGAAGAUCAGCCACACGUCGCCUGACAUCCCUGCCGAGGUGCAGCUGUCCAUGAAGGACCAUUUCCUGCGCCGCACGCGCAUGUCCAGGCAGACCACCGAGCCCACCUCCUCCACUAGGUCAGGCUACGGGAGGAAGUUGCCUUUAGACACAGACUUGGGCUACGUCCUAAAUGGCACCCUAUUCCUGACAUAGUGCACUACUUUUGACCAGAGCCCUAUUGGUCCUGGUCAAAAGUAGUGCACUAUAGGGAAUAAGGUGCCAUUUGAAAGGCAUCCCUAGUAUCAGCUUAUCAGUGCUUCCUCAAAACUGACCUCAGAUCAGUGUGUAAGGGCCUCCUAAUUCAAUGUAAAGGCUCCUCUGAGUCUCAGUGUUUAUGUCCAGGACAUGUAUUAGUAUUGAGGUAAUAGUAUGUGAUAUUAUCAGGAAGGGGCUAUUUAUAGUGUGUCAUAGUGGUACAGAUAUAUAAAUCAUUAUGCAUCAUAUCUACACCUGUAACAUAUCCAUUUGUGACCUUUAAGAUGAGAUACAUAGAAAAUAAAUGAGAUUGUCAGUUGAAUGCCCCUAUUGCCAUGGAGCUCCUAUUGAGCUAAAUUAAGAAACAUCUAAAUCAUCUAAUAUCAGAGAGAAAAUGCAAUUCCCUUUACUCUAAAUUGGAAGCUGACAACAUUAUUCAGCAGGGGGCACAGAUUUCCCAGGCAUGCCAUAUGGUACUGGAAUUAUUCCACUGCUUGAAAUUGUUCUACAGUGUGUAAAUUGUCCAAUAAAAUGAUUCAACUGGCAAACAUGUCUCCAUGUCUCCAGGCACAGCUCCUUCAAGAAGCACCUACCCCGACAAAUGCAUCAUGUAACCAGCCUUGACCGAGGCAGCGACUUCCCCUAUGCAGAGGACCAAUCCACCAGCCUGGCCAGUUUGGGCCGCAUCCAGCCAGAGCUCUACAAACAGAGCUCCCUAGAUGCCGACGAGUCCUCCAAGAACUGCGCUGCCGCCAAGACCUGCGGUAAGAUCAACUUCUCCCUCAAGUACGACUACGAGUCCGAGGCUCUCCUCGUCAACAUCCUCAAGGCCUUCGACCUGCCCGCCAAAGACUUAUGCGGCAGCUCCGACCCCUACGUCAAAAUCUACCUUCUGCCUGACCGCAAGCGCAAGUUCCAGACCCGUGUCCAUCGCAAGACGCUCAACCCCAUGUUUGAUGAGUCCUUCCAGUUCGCCGUGCCCUACGAGGAGCUGGGAAGCAGAAAGCUGCACCUGAGCGUCUUUGACUUUGACCGCUUCUCCCGCCACGACAUGAUCGGCGAGGUCAUUCUGGAGAAUCUGUUUGAGGUGUCGGACCUCUCCCGUGAGAUGGCCAUCUGGAAGGAUAUUCAGUACGCCACCUCUGUAAGUCAAUCAACCAAUCAAAUAAAUGUAUUUUAUGAAGAUCUGGCCUAGACCCCAAAGAGCUAGCAAAGCAGAAGCGAAAGCACAGUGUAAGUCCAGAUAGCCUUUUAGAGUUGUCAUACAUGGGUUCAAAUAGUAUUUGGAUUCUUUAAAAGUUUGAAUGAGCUUGCCUGUUUUAAGUGCUAUAUUGGGUGAUUUGCAUUUUUGGGACUAUUCCAUUGGUUCCAUUGUGCCAGGCAAGCUCUAAAGUAUUUAAAAGAGAUGGUCCUAAUAAGCUGUAGCAAGGAAUCACCUCAAUGGUGCUCUGAUGAGCUAAUGUAAUGCUUUGAUCCCAUGUGUGAGUCUCAAGCGUUCAAUAAUAGGAGACCAGACAGGGGAUGUGGGGUCAAUGCCCCCUAGCUUCCAUCCUCAUUCACAUUGUAGACUAAAUGGUAAUUAGGUUGUACAUUUGCUACAGUAUAGUAAUACAAAGGGAUAGUUCAGCAAUUUAACAUAUUUAGAUAUUUGUUUCCUUACCUUGAAUGCAGUCUAUGGACAAGGAGUGACUGCAAUCAACACUUUGGUUUUGUCCAUAGACUGCUUUCAAGGUAAUGAAACAAAUAUCUAAAUAUGUCAAAUCAUUCAACUAUCCCUUUAACAAUAUUAGUGGCUUUGUAAUGUGUGAUAACUGAAAACGCCCACUCUGUUUCCUUCUGUUCUGAUGUGUUUUGUCUGUGGCCCUGAACACAGGAGACUGUAGACCUGGGAGAGAUCAUGUUCUCUCUCUGUUACCUGCCAACCGCAGGACGACUCACCUUGACAGUCAUCAAGUGCAGGAACCUCAAGGCCAUGGACAUCACAGGAUACUCAGGUACAGUUCAGUCAAAUGGUUCACGUUAAAAGGUUUUGUGCUUGUUUUACCUUAAACACUGUUGCAUACUCUUCUAACCAUUGACCAGGUUAUCCCUCUGGUAAAAGAGUUACAAGAAAAAAAACAUCAUCUGGUUUAUUAUCGCAUCUCGCAAGAGCCAUACUUAGUUAAAUAACAUAUGACAUAAUGUACAGUCAAAUCAGCUUGAUUCAUUAAGUAGCUAAGCACUUGUCGUUUUUAAAUAAAUCAAAUCAUAUUUUAUCUUGUUUAUUGGCAGACCCAUAUGUCAAGGUCUCCCUAGACUGUGAUGGACGGCGCUUGAAAAAGAAGAAAACCACCAUCAAGAGGAACACUUUGAACCCCACCUAUAACGAAGCUAUCAUCUUCGACAUCCCCCCUGAGAACAUGGACCAAGUCAGCCUGCACAUAUCCGUGAUGGACUAUGACUUGUAUGCCAUACUCAAUAUAAUUUGUUAUGCAAUGCAUGGCAAUAUUAUCAAGAAUAAUUUCUAAGUUCUUGUUAUUGAUAUGUUUGUUUAUGCUACAACCAUCCAUUAACUCUGAGAGUCCUACUAAUACUGUCAGUUCUGCUAAUAGUAGAAGCGAAAAUGUAAAGUUACAUUAUACCAGAUGUGGCUGAAGAGUUAAUGGGUGCAUUUUUCAUUUUUUUCCCCUUAGGGUGGGACACAAUGAGAUCAUAGGUGUGAACAGAGUGGGCAGUCAUGCAGAGGGACUGGGCAGAGACCACUGGAACGAGAUGUUGGCCUAUCCACGCAAGCCCAUCGCUCACUGGCACUCUCUACUGGAGGCAAGCAAGUCUCAGAAAGAGGUAUUAUUACUCACAAAGACACAAAGAAAAACACCCUGCUGACAUUCAAUAAUGUAUGUUUCGCUGAUAGCUGCUUUAUUGAGGAAAGUUUUACUUGCAAUGACUUGGAUAUGGGUGAAUGCAAAUCACUCUGGAUAAGAGCAUAUGCUAAAUGACCAAAAUAGAAAUGUAUGUACACCUAUUUAUCUAUGUAGGAUUUCUGAUGGUAGGUACACUCCUAACAGUGACAGCAAUGUUCAUGCUGGUGCACUUUGGAAUGACUAAUCUUUCCAUGUGAAAUGUCUCCUACAGUGGAAAACCCGCACUGCAAGCUUUGACAGUCAAGGCUCUUGCCCUUCUCCAAGACUCCUGUCUAGUCCAUGA